Molecule: messenger RNA, 656 nt
Organism: Mesitornis unicolor (brown roatelo)
Lineage: Eukaryota; Metazoa; Chordata; Aves; Mesitornithiformes; Mesitornithidae
Gene: RPP40
Product: ribonuclease P/MRP 40kDa subunit
Exons: 3
Coding region: 45-557 (170 amino acids)
Biological process (GO): tRNA 3'-end processing; endonucleolytic cleavage in ITS1 to separate SSU-rRNA from 5.8S rRNA and LSU-rRNA from tricistronic rRNA transcript (SSU-rRNA, 5.8S rRNA, LSU-rRNA); tRNA 5'-leader removal
Cellular component (GO): ribonuclease MRP complex; multimeric ribonuclease P complex
Molecular function (GO): ribonuclease P activity; ribonuclease MRP activity
Source: RefSeq, a predicted model, not a curated record
UCUUUGUGGUGUUGUGUUGUUAAGGUGCAGAGGGAUCAACAUUGAUGUCAUACUUUUCAAAAAACCAAAUACGGGCCCUGAAGCCAAAAAUAACAUUCAGCACAUUAAGGGACUUGCAGUGUCCGGUGUUGCAAAGUGAUGAACUGCAAGGAAAGCCAGAGGAGUCCUGCAGUACAGAGGAACUGUUUGAAUGGCUAGGUGCUGUCUUGAAUCAAGUUAGCUUAGACAACAAUUCAUCAAGCUUCUUAUCAACCUAUUGCUGUCCUCAGCCCAACACAGUGGUGGAAAAAGCCUUUUUGUGCACAAUCACAGGUUUUAUAAUCCCUGAGAAGAUAAUUCAGUUAUUGGAGCAGCUCUGGUGCUAUUUUGAUGAACCGAAACUGGCGUAUUGGCUGACCUUAACUGUGCAUGGCUUUGCAGACAGUCCUGUUUCCUGGAGAGAAAGUGAACAUGGUUUCCACAAGGGAGGAGAGAACUUGUACAACUUCGUCAUUUUUAGAAACCUGGACUACUGGCUUCACAUGGCUGUAGGAGCUAAUGAUGAUUGUCCUCCAUAAAGCUAUGUCUACAGAAGAAGUUUUCUAAUAAUCCCAUGUUACUGUAUAGAAACCUAAUAAGAUAGUUUUUAUAAAAGUAAUUAGGUAACAAGUUAAGUA